Molecule: messenger RNA, 1648 nt
Organism: Cyprinodon variegatus (sheepshead minnow)
Lineage: Eukaryota; Metazoa; Chordata; Actinopteri; Cyprinodontiformes; Cyprinodontidae
Gene: tamalin
Product: GRP1 (general receptor for phosphoinositides 1)-associated scaffold protein
Exons: 8
Coding region: 154-1284 (376 amino acids)
Molecular function (GO): protein binding
Source: RefSeq, a predicted model, not a curated record
UGAGAGGAGACGCUCAGAAGUUUCACUCAACUCCACGUUGAGGCUCAAACAUUCAUCUCAGCAUCUCUUUCCGUCAACUUGUUCCACGCUUCUAUUUUUCUUUUUGUAUCGGAGAAGCCACGGCUCGGGUUCUCUCGUUAUUCCCAAACAACAAUGACUUUCAGGAGGCUGAGGAAGGUGAACUCCAGCGGGGUGGACGGAGGACCCGCAUCCCAAGACAACGACAUUUAUUUCCCUUCGUCAAAGUCGGACAGCUGCAGGACGCUGGAGCUCCCGGCCAACUCCUCGGAGGUUUAUAACUACAAGACCCUGGCUUACUCUGGAGGGACGCUGCCCAGAAAUUUCAAAAGGGGUGAGAGCUCACGAAAGUGGAAACCCCUAACGCAGCCCCCAGAACCACAAAGGAAGGUGGUGGUCUUGGAGAAAAAUGAAGAGGAGGCAUUUGGGUUUGAGAUUCAGACCUACGGCCUUCACCAUCAGGAUCAAAACUCAGUAGAGAUGUGUACGUUUGUGUGCAGGGUGCAUGACGACAGCCCCGCUCAGCAAGCAGGACUUAAAGUUGGGGAUACCAUCGCAAGUGUGAACGAGACCACCGUGGAGGGUUAUCUGCACAAAGACAUCGUCCAGCUCAUAAAGUCCUGCGGGAACACAAUCAGGCUGGAGACGGUUUACAGUGACUCAAUCCGAAAGGCUGAGCUGGAGGCCCGGCUGCAGUAUCUAAAGCAAACUCUUCAUGAGAAAUGGGAUGAGUAUCGCUCGCUGAUGGUGCAGGAGCAGAGGCUAGUCCAUGGUAUUGUAAUGAGCGACGCUGCUCUGUAUGAGUCGCUGGAGUCGGCAGGAAUCUACGGCAGCCUCGGCGCUCCCAGCCCCGCGGCUCAGAGGGCCCUACGCAGCAAUGGCAGCACCAGCAGCAGCGCCAGCCUCCUCAGCACAGCUACGGAGGACGACCCGCUCUAUCAAACCUGCCUCUAUCACUCAGAUGGAAAUGUAGACUUGAGCAGCACGGAAAAAAUCAGCGAGCAGCAGCUUUACCAGAGGCAGCAGCGUCCACGACCGAGCAGCGAGCUCCUCACUGUGACCAAAACUCACCUGACCCGCAGCGCCAGCACCCGCAGCUACGUGAGAGAAUCUUCGUCGGCGCCGUCCAUCGGCUCGGGGGAGAAACAGGUGGGAGGAUUCGGCUCGCUCCGCAGAAAACCCAAACAGAAGAGCUUCCGUAGGCGUCUCCUGAAGUUCAUCCCGGGUUUGAAUCGGCCACUGGAGGAGGAGGAGAGCAAACUGUGAGCGGCUGGUGUACUCAAAGACCAAAGGCAUCAAUGACAGUGAAACUAAACGGCCAAAGAAAACUGCAAACAGCCUCCAAAGAGUGAAAUGUGAGACCAAAGCAAUGCGGCCGUGCAGCCGGGACGACCAAACUGGACUUUUAUUUCACAGGUGUACAUAACUUUUUGCUUCGGCUUGUCUUGAUCUCUAAGUUAUUUAUUUAUUUUUACGUGUUCUACUUGUGUGGAAUGAAGAACCUUUCACUUUUUGUUCUGUUUUUUUUUUUUUCCUACGAGGACUUUUUUUUUUAUUUUGACAAACCUGUGACACAUUUAAUUGUGCAACAAUUUAAAAUGACCCUGUUUUGGAUCCUAAGAAUAAAUCA